UCUUGUGGUGCGGCGUGACCCGCUGCCUUGGAAACGCGGAGCGUGUGCUCAGGACUGGAAGAGCUAGUCAGGGUUGGGGGUCUGGUGGCGGGACGAGGGACUACGGCCCGGACAGGAUGCUGUGCGCGGGAGGACUGGGAGGCCUUGGAACCCGGGCAGCGGUUCUGCAGUGGCAGCCCGCGCUCCUGGGCGGCCUCGGAGCCGGAGUCCGGGCCCGAGGGGUCAGCACCAGCUGGUCCUCUGUAGGCGCCGCCUUCAAUGUGAAGCCUCAGGGCUUCCGCCUGGACCUGUUCGGCGAGCGCCGGGGUCUUUUUGGAGUUCCUGAGCUCUGUGCUCCAGAAGGAUUUCGUAUUGCGCAAGAAAAUGCCUUGAGAAAGACAGACUUACUAGUGGAGCGCGUGUGUAGUAUGCCUCCUGGACCCCAGACUGUGCUUAUCUUUGAUGAGCUCUCUGAUUCCUUGUGCAGAGUGGCUGACUUGGCUGAUUUUGUGAAAAUUGCUCACCCUGAGCCAGCAUUCAGAGAGGCUGCAGAAGAAGCUUGUAGAAGUAUUGGCACCAUGGUAGAAAAGUUGAAUACAAAUGUGGAAUUAUAUCAAAGUUUGCAAAAAUUACUAGCUGACAAAAAACUUGUGGAUUCUCUGGAUCCAGAAACCAGGCGCGUGGCAGAACUGUUCAUGUUUGAUUUUGAAAUCAGUGGAAUCCAUCUAGACAAAGAAAAGCGUAAAAAAGCAGUGGACCUGAAUGUUAAAAUCUUGGAUUUGAGUAGUUCGUUUCUUAUGGGAACCAACUCUCCCAAUAAAAUUGAAAAGCAGCUCUUACCAGAACAUAUCCGCCAUAACUUUAUACUCACUGGUGAUCAUGUGGUAAUUGAUGGUCUACAUGCAGAAGCACCUGAUGACCUGGUACGAGAAGCUGCUUAUAAGAUUUUUCUUUAUCCCAAUGCUGGUCAGUUGAAAUGUUUAGAAGAAUUGCUCAGUAACAGAGAUCUUCUGGCAAAGUUAGUUGGGUAUUCUACAUAUUCCCACAGAGCUCUUCAAGGAACAAUAGCUAAAAAUCCAGAGACUGUCAUGCAAUUCCUUGAGAAACUAUCUGACAAACUUUCUGAAAGAACGAUAAAAGAUUUUGAGAUGAUACAAGGGAUGAAGAUGAAACUAAAUCCUCAAAAUUCUGAAUUAAUGCCUUGGGAUCCCCCCUACUACAGUGGUGUGAUUCGUGCAGAGAGGUAUAAUAUCGAGCCCAGUUUAUAUUGCCCAUUUUUCUCCCUUGGAGCAUGCAUGGAAGGCCUGAAUAUUUUGUUUAACAAACUACUAGGAAUUUCAUUAUAUGCAGAGCAGCCUGCUAAAGGAGAGGUGUGGUGUGAAGAUGUACGAAAACUGGCUGUUGUUCAUGAAUCUGAGGGAUUGUUGGGGUAUAUUUACUGUGAUUUUUUCCAGCGAGCCAACAAACCAUACCAGGAUUGCCAUUUUACAAUCCGUGGAGGCAGAGUAAAGGAAGAUGGAGACUAUCAACUUCCUGUUGUAGUUCUUAUGCUGAAUCUCCCCCACUCCUCAAGGAAUUUACCAACUUUAUUAACUCCUGGAAUGAUGGAAAAUCUUUUCCAUGAAAUGGGACAUGCCAUGCAUUCUAUGCUGGGACGCACUCGAUACCAGCAUGUCACUGGGACCAGGUGUCCCACUGACUUUGCUGAGGUUCCUUCUAUUCUGAUGGAGUACUUUGCAAAUGAUUACCGAGUAGUGAACCAAUUUGCAAGACAUUAUCAAACGGGGCAGUCAUUGCCCAAAAAUAUGGUGUCUCGUCUGUGUGAAUCUAAAAAGGUUUGUGCAGCAGCCGACAUGAAACUUCAGGUCUUUUAUGCCAUUCUUGAUCAAAUCUACCAUGGGAAACAUCCCCUGAAGAGGUCAACCACAGACAUUCUCAAGGAAACACAGGAGAAGUUUUAUGGCUUACCAUAUGUUCCAAAUACUGCCUGGCAGCUGCGAUUUAGCCACCUUGUGGGUUAUGGUGCCAAAUAUUACUCUUACUUGAUGUCCAGGGCAGUAGCGUCCAUGGUGUGGAAAGAAUGCUUUCUUCAGGAUCCUUUUAACAGAACACAGCCCAAAGCUGACAGGAAACUAAAGAUCCAUGAGGCGUUCUUACAGUCCAGAUCACUCUUAAGCCCUUCUCACGAACUGAUUGUAGAUAGUGGGAAUCCACCUUUAGAAAAAGGUGUGGGUAACCGCAGUCUUGUAGCAGAGAAAAACUUCAAAGUAGGAGGAUAUUGUCCACAGUGGCCAAAAAUCCCAAACAAAAGGCUGUUUGUGCAAGAUAGUGCUGUCCCAUCAAUGAGGGACUGGAACUCAUGGCACACUGGCAAGCAGUGGGCCAAUGUCCAACUCACUGUGGCAGCUGGAGGUGCUCACAGGUAUCUUUUCCCCCUUGUGGUAGUCUUCAGUGGAUGGCUGAUCUUUUCUUUAUUUGCAGGCAUGCUUCAGAAGAGUCCUUCUGUCGAUGACUUUGUAGAUGCCCUUGUUGGUGACUUGGAUCUGGACUUUGAAACUUUUCUCAUGGAUUCUGAAUGACGGAAAUGCCUUGAAUUUUUCAAUCAAGAUCAUGUCAAUAUUACCUUUACUAUAAAUGCUGCAGCUGUGAGACUCGUUUCUAACUUCAGCAUUCACUUCUGGACAACCUUAAACUAAGGAACUUGGAAUAAAUAAUUUGUUUUAAUUAUGCUGGCUUUUAGCCUGUUCAGCAGUUUUGGAGCAUAUGGAAAUUCCUUAGAAAACACCACAGCAAUGCAGUUUCAGGUGUGGGCAUUUCCUUAGUCCAACCACUCUCUUGUUAAACUUCUCCCCCAUUCCAUUGAUAUUUACUUGGCUAAAUUAGAGACUUAAGAAUAAGCCCAAACACUUUACUGUCAUACAUUCUUCACAAAGAUUACACAUACAAUUCUUUUGAAUGAUUACUAUUCUUAAGGCCACUUGACUAGGCUUUAAAAAUGCACUUGGAGUAGUCAUUUACAGUGACCACUAAACCAAAUACAGUAUCCAAAGUACCUGUAAUUAAAUACAAGUAUAAUUAAUAAAUGAUGU
Messenger RNA from Condylura cristata (star-nosed mole), 3068 nucleotides. RefSeq names its product mitochondrial intermediate peptidase (gene MIPEP). Gene Ontology annotation, biological process: peptide metabolic process. The transcript is spliced from 21 exons. Bases 117 to 2558 code for a protein of 813 amino acids. The record is from RefSeq and is a predicted model, not a curated record. Gene Ontology annotation, molecular function: metalloendopeptidase activity. Gene Ontology annotation, cellular component: mitochondrion. NCBI's taxonomy places the organism in Eukaryota, Metazoa, Chordata, Mammalia, Eulipotyphla, Talpidae.